GCAGUGGUUUACGGGCAGCUGCAGCCUGCGCACGCCAGUCUCUCUCUCUUUCUCUCACUAAGGAGACCACAAAUAUAAAAUAAGAAACAACAUUUUCUCUCUCUAGAGAGUAGAGAGAUUGUGCAGAGAAUUAGGUGUUUUAGGUUGAUGCUCUCUGAACACAAAGUGGAUAUAGGGGAUCUUUCUCGAAGCUCCCCUGAUACCUCCGUUUUGUUCUCUAAUUGGAGGAUCUGGUGAAAAGCUUGGUGGGAAUGGAUCAUGGUAAUGGUGGUUUUGCUGAGAAUGGUGGAUGUUUUGGUGGGUUUUGAGCUUGAGCUAGGGUUUUUGAGCUGAAGUUUUGUGGAUAUGGUGGUGCUGCUUAUUCGGGGCUGAAUUUCAUGGAUCUGAGUAGUUUUACAUUGUAGCUAGGGUUUUUUGCGAGGAACGAUGGGUGAGAUGAAGAGACUGAGAGUGAAUCGGGUCAGGUUGUAUGUUCUACUGGUUUGGCAGCUGCUAGGGCAAAUAUGUGCAAAUAUGGAAGGCGAUGCUCUCCACAGUCUACGAGCUAAUUUAGUUGAUCCAAACAAUGUGCUUCAGAGUUGGGAUCCAACCCUUGUCAAUCCAUGCACAUGGUUUCAUGUGACAUGCAACAACGAUAACAGUGUUAUAAGGGUUGAUCUUGGAAAUGCUGAAUUAUCUGGUUCUCUCGUCCCACAGCUUGGUCAACUCAACAAUUUGCAGUACUUGGAACUCUAUAGCAACAACAUAAGUGGGAUGAUUCCUAGUGACCUGGGAAAUUUGACGAACCUGGUCAGCUUGGAUCUCUACUUGAACAAAUUCACCGGUGGCAUCCCUAAUUCUUUGGGCAAACUCACGAAGCUCCGGUUCCUCCGGCUUAACAACAACAGUCUCACUGGCGGCAUUCCAAUGUCUUUAACUAAUGUCAGCGCUCUGCAAGUACUAGAUCUUUCAAACAACAAUUUAUCUGGAGAGGUUCCAUCCAAUGGCUCCUUCUCACUGUUUACCCCCAUCAGUUUUGCUAAUAACCGCGGUCUUUGUGGUCCAGUAACAUCACAACCUUGCCCAGGAGCUCCUCCUUUUUCUCCUCCUCCUCCAUUCUUUCCCCCACCACCUGCUUCUAACCAAGGAAGAAAUAGUGCAUCUAGUACUGGAGCAAUUGCCGGAGGAGUUGCUGCAGGUGCUGCUCUACUAUUUGCUGCACCUGCCAUUGGCUUUGCAUGGUGGAGACGAAGGAAACCGCAGGAACACUUUUUUGAUGUUCCUGCUGAAGAGGAUCCAGAAGUGCAUUUAGGUCAGCUUAAACGGUUUUCGUUGCGGGAGUUACAAGUUGCAACAGAUAGUUUUAGCAACAAGAAUAUUCUUGGUAGAGGUGGGUUUGGAAAGGUGUACAAGGGGCGUCUAGCCGAUGGUUCAUUGGUGGCAGUGAAGCGUCUCAAAGAAGAGCGCACACCUGGUGGUGAGCUUCAGUUCCAGACCGAGGUAGAGAUGAUCAGCAUGGCUGUGCACCGUAACCUUCUUCGACUACGAGGCUUUUGUAUGACGCCAACCGAACGGUUACUUGUUUACCCCUACAUGGCAAAUGGAAGUGUUGCAUCAUGUUUAAGGGAGCGACCAGAAGCAGAGCCACCACUCAAUUGGCCCACCAGGAAGCGGAUAGCCUUGGGUGCAGCAAGAGGACUUUCGUAUUUACAUGACCAUUGUGAUCCCAAAAUUAUCCACCGUGAUGUGAAAGCUGCAAAUAUCUUGUUAGAUGAAGAUUAUGAGGCAGUGGUUGGAGACUUUGGCUUAGCAAAGCUCAUGGAUUAUAAGGACACCCAUGUCACGACAGCUGUUCGUGGAACAAUUGGGCACAUAGCUCCCGAGUAUCUUUCCACAGGGAAAUCUUCAGAGAAAACUGAUGUUUUUGGUUAUGGGAUUAUGCUUUUGGAACUGAUCACUGGACAGAGGGCAUUCGAUCUUGCUCGGCUUGCAAAUGAUGAUGAUGUCAUGUUGCUUGACUGGGUGAAAGGGCUUUUGAAAGAGAAAAGGGUGGAGAAUUUGGUGGAUCCCGAUCUGCAAAACAACUAUGUGGAGGCGGAGGUGGAGCAGCUAAUACAGGUGGCCCUGCUAUGCACCCAAGGGUCCCCUAUGGAUAGGCCUAAAAUGUCAGAAGUGGUGAGAAUGUUAGAAGGGGAUGGGCUCGCCGAGAGAUGGGAGGAGUGGCAAAAGGUGGAGGUCGUUCGGAAUGAGGUGGACCUUGGGCCACCCCGUAACUCUGAGUGGAUUGUAGAUUCCACAGAUAACCUUCAUGCUGUAGAAUUAUCCGGCCCAAGGUGACUCAAAUCUCUCUUUCACUGUCUCUUUCUCUCUCACAUCUGCUUUCCCUCUCUCUCCUCGUUGAGGAGAGAAAAGGGGAUUUUAUUAGCCUGUGGUUUUCUAUUUUCUUUCUCUCUUCUAAUGGAAAUCUUUGUAUCCAAGUGAUAUUCACUUUUGUGCAUAUGAAUCUUUUGAGAGCCAUUGUAUCAUCCUUGUGCAAUUUGGUUGUGUGGGUUGUCGAGCA
This is a messenger RNA of Amborella trichopoda, 2539 nucleotides long. Its product is annotated as LRR receptor kinase BAK1. Lineage: Eukaryota; Viridiplantae; Streptophyta; Magnoliopsida; Amborellales; Amborellaceae. Gene Ontology annotation, molecular function: protein kinase activity; ATP binding. Gene Ontology annotation, biological process: protein phosphorylation. The record is from RefSeq and is a predicted model, not a curated record.